UUUUCUGAACUUGUGGCUUCUUUCCGGAUAAUUAAUUCUAAACAGUUCACACUGAAUAAAAAACCCACAACAUCAGAUUGAGGUGGUCCGAACCCAAAACUUGCAAUUCGCAGGAUGUUGAAGUUCUUGUCGAAGGUCAGAAUCGAGUUCAACGCGCUGGACCCACGAAUAGCCUCUUGCAUGGAGUUCUUGGCACAGUGCAAUGCUCGCAAGGCCAAGGAAUCAAACCCGUCUUGCCAGGUCCAGGUGAAGCGCCGCACGGACGAUUAUCCGCCGAGGAUCACUGUUACCUUUGUCAACGGCGUUGAGGAAACCUUUGAUGCCACCUCAACCCCGGCCCAGACGAUUCGCAACUUGAUUCUUGACAAGGGUAGUUUCCUGGAGACAGAGCAGAUGUUUCGCGAAGCCGGGGAGCAAUGGCCUGUUAUUGUACCUGAAGAAGAACUUCGCCAACCAUUUACAGGAAUUAAGGUAAUUUAUUGAGCCUGUUUUGGAUUGCAUUUUCGGAUUUUGGGAUGUGAAUUGAUAUGGGUUGUGGUUGGUUUGGGGAUUUUUGCGUUUCUCGGUUUAAACAAUUCGUCGAACAGGUCAUCUGGUUAAGUAGUUGGAGUCUAAAGGUUUCAUCUCCGUUGAUAUUUACUCUUCCAUUGGAGCACUUAUUUUAAAAUAUUCCUAAAUAAAAUUUUAAUAAGAUCUUUUUCCCGAAACGUUUAACUAAGAUAUUAUAUGAUGUGAAAUGAUCAGGGUCUGUGGUUAUGUGUUGGUGGAUUUCUUGAUUGAGACUAUAUAUGUCGUGCAAAUGAUUCAUUUACUUCUCCACAGUCCAAGGUUUUCAUUACUUUCCUUGCGUUUAAUUGGUUCCUUUGUGCUGUUUGGCUCUUCGACUCAUCAUGAUUUGACUAGUUACCAGGGGUAAGAUGCUUGUGCAUUAGUUUUGUUAUUUACCACAUAAUUAACUUUUUCUAUUACAUUUUUAUGGAUUCAUUUCGGACUCUCGAUGUGAGAAAGAGGAAGAGGAAGAACCGCACAGUAGGAACACGUGUGAGAAGCCUACUUUCAUCAAUGGAUCUAAAUCAUAUUUAUGUUUAUGUCUACCCUGGAUUGAAAUUUUGUCUUUGGUUUCUGGUUUUUUACCCAACCCUACUAAAGCAACCUAUCGUGCAUGCUCGAUUGAGUAGUUAGAAAGUCUCUACUUGAGAGCAGUAUCAGAACCUUUUUUUGUAGGUUUUUGAUUUUAUAGGGUCCACGAGUAUAAUGAGCCUGGCGUUUUUCUUCUUAAAGAGGAAGCUUUACAAUUACAGUAUGCACUUUGAUGUUUGGUGUGGUGAUUAAUGAAUAAAAGGAUUCAUCAUGAUGUCCCAAACAAGUGA
Olea europaea var. sylvestris is the source of this 1370-nucleotide messenger RNA. RefSeq lists its product as uncharacterized. The coding region runs from base 115 to 483 and encodes 122 amino acids. The record is from RefSeq and is a predicted model, not a curated record. Lineage: Eukaryota; Viridiplantae; Streptophyta; Magnoliopsida; Lamiales; Oleaceae. Gene Ontology annotation, cellular component: mitochondrial large ribosomal subunit. The transcript has a single exon.